This is a messenger RNA of Closterium sp. Naga37s-1, 1620 nucleotides long. NCBI's taxonomy places the organism in Eukaryota, Viridiplantae, Streptophyta, Zygnematophyceae, Desmidiales, Closteriaceae. The record is from the annotation of a GenBank genome assembly.
AUGUGGUGGGGCGCGUGCGCGCUGGUGAUGGGAUUCGCCGUGCUGGUGCGCCUCUGCACCGGACUGCACCCAUACUCUGGCAUGCACACGCCGCCAAAGUACGGCGACUACGAGGCGCAGCGGCACUGGAUGGAGAUCACGGUGCACCUGCCGCCCGCUCGCUGGUACCGCAACUCCACCAGCAACGACCUCGCCUGGUGGGGGCUGGACUACCCCCCGCUCACCGCGUGGCAGAGCCGCAUGCACGGAUGGGUGAUGCACCGCCUGUGCCCUGAUGCUGUUGCCCUGGGGUCGUCGAGGGGAUAUGAGUCGAAUUACAGCAAAAUGCUGCUGCGAUGGACGGUGCUCUCCACGGACCUGCUUGUCUUCUUCCCCGCUGCCCUCGCCUUCGCCUGCUCGCCCUUCCUGCGCCGCCUCUCCCCAUCCGCCUCUCGCCCUGCAUCCCACCACCUGUGGUUGCUCGCGAUGCUGCUGCUGCAGCCGGGACUCAUACUCAUUGACCACGGCCACUUCCAGUACAACAGCAUCAGCCUGGGGUUGUCGCUAGGGGCAGCAACGGCCGUCAUGUCUCGGCGCUACCUGCUGGGCAGUGCACUCUUCUCCCUCGCCAUCAACCACAAGCACAUGGCGCUCUACUUCGCGCCGGCCUUCUUCGCACAUCUGCUGGGUCGCUGUCGCCAGUCGCCCCGCCCCGCACUCAUGUUCCUCUCGCUCGCUGCCACCGUGCUGCUCUCCUUCGCAGCCUGCUGGUGGCCCUUCCUGCACUCCACCGACGCCACCCUCCAGGUGCUAACACGGCUCUUCCCCCUGGGUCGAGGCCUGUACGAGGACCACGUGGCCAACUUCUGGUGCGCCACAUCGCCGCUCAUCAAGUGGAAGCGCCUCUUCUCCACGCCUCUGCUCGCUCGCAUGGCGCUCGCUGCCACCGUCACUGCCGCCCUGCCCUCCAUGCUGCACCAGGUGCUGCGGCCGUCAGCACACGGUUUGGUACUGGCCAUGCUCAACUCCUCCCUUGCCUUCUUCUUCUUCGCCUUCCAAGUGCAUGAAAAGUCCAUUCUGCUGCCUUUACUCCCCACAUGCAUGCUAGCCCUGCACCACCCGCGCCUGCACCGCUGGCUCUCCACCGUGGCGCUCUUCAGCAUGUUCCCUCUGCUGCUCCGCGACCGCCUCGAGCUCGCCUACACAGCGCUGCUCGCACUCUUCCUCCUGCUCUCCCCCCCUCCCUCCUCCUCCUCCUCCCCCUCCUCCACUGCUGCCCCACCCACAUCGGCACCAUCGGCCCAUCAACAACACCAUGACCUCAGACAGCGCCUCUUGACCUUCCUCCACGCCGCAUGGGCAAGCACACAGCGAUAUGUGGUGCCGCCGCUGCUGGUGGCCGCAGCAGCCCUGCACUAUGCGGAGGUGGCGCUGCCUGCGCCUGCGCGCUUCCCGUACCUGUACCAGGCGCUCAUUGUGACGCUGGCGUUUGUGUGCCUGGUGCCCGUGAUUGUGGUCAGCAACCUGUGGCAAUGGGGUGUGCCUGGGGAUGGGUUUCGGUUGGAGGAGGGUGAGAGGGACGGGGGCAGGAGUAGCAAGGGGAGUAAAGGGGGUAAGGGGGGUAAGAAGAAGCACGAGUAG